Cololabis saira (Pacific saury) is the source of this 1929-nucleotide messenger RNA. It is a transcript of the gene thumpd3, whose product is annotated as THUMP domain containing 3. The record is from RefSeq and is a predicted model, not a curated record. The transcript is spliced from 11 exons. Gene Ontology annotation, molecular function: RNA binding; tRNA (guanine) methyltransferase activity. The coding region runs from base 216 to 1676 and encodes 486 amino acids. NCBI's taxonomy places the organism in Eukaryota, Metazoa, Chordata, Actinopteri, Beloniformes, Belonidae. Gene Ontology annotation, biological process: tRNA methylation.
UGUGUGUGUGGCUCCGACUGCAGGGAUCCAAAUCUGAAGUUUUCUGUUCAAACAGACCGUCAUCAUCUUUACACUUCAAACGUUCCUUAAAGCUAACGCUAGCCGGCUACGUUAACGACGGCGUGGUUUUGUCACGAGUGUGCAGCUGUUCAUUCUCUAAGGUGGGCUACUGAUUUCCACCUGGUCGGUGACAGCCCACGGGUUCUUCUCACAUCAUGUCUUCUCAUGGAGAUGGGUCUGAAGAGCAGACUGAUAACGCGAUGGAAGCACCCACAUCCUCUGAGGAUGACGCCACCCCUGGAGCCUCCAUCGCCAUCACCAUCGGGGCGACUGUGCCCACUGGCUUUGAGCCCACUGCGGCGGAGGAGGUGAAGGAGAAGAUCGGUGCUGAUGCCCGGAUCAGCAAAGACCGGGGCCGGAUAUAUUUUCCAAUAACGACUGACAAACUUUUUCAGGUUCAUUUAUUACGAUCCGUAGACAAUCUGUUUGUUGUGGUGGAAGAAUUUGAUCAUUACCAGUUCAAAGAAUCAAAGGAAGAGACAUUGAAGGAGUUGCAGGAGCUUGCCUCCAAACUUCCUUGGACUAAUGCAUUAGAGGUUUGGAAGUUAAAUAAAACCCUAAAAAAGAAGAAAGGCUACCGGAAAGGAGGAAAUUCCAGCAAAGGAAAACCCAACGGUGAGGCCAGCGUUAUGGCUGAAAAUGAUCAGCAAGAGAUACCUCAGGAGCCGCCUGCAGCAGAAAGCACCCCUGAUGUGGAGACCAGUCAGCAGGACCUAGAGGAAGCUGCACCUGCGGCCAAAAUCAUCAAGUUUCGUGUGACAUGCAACAGGGCUGGUGACAAACACAGCUUUUCUUCUAAUGAGGCAGCCAGAGACUUUGGCGGGGCCGUGCAAGAAUUGUUCCAGUGGAAAGCAGACAUGACAAAGUUCGAUGUGGAGGUGUUGCUGAACAUUCACAACGAGGAGAUGGUAGUUGGUAUCGCUCUCACUGAGGAGAGUCUUCACAGGAGAAACAUCAGUCACUUCGGACCCACAACUCUGCGUUCUACCUUGUGUUAUGGAAUGCUCAGGCUGUGUAAACCUCAAGCAUCUGAUAUAAUACUCGAUCCAAUGUGUGGGACUGGAGCUAUACCUCUGGAGGGGGCCAUAGAGUUUAACAAUGCAUUCUACGUUGCUGGUGAUAACAACGACAUGGCGGUUAACCGUACGCUCAAUAACGUAUGUCACAUUCAGAAAAGAAGAGCAGACAAGAGUUGCACACCUGGAUUGCCGAUUGACACGGUGCAGUGGGAUCUGUGCAAUUUACCCCUCAGGACCAGCUCUGUUGACAUCAUCAUCACUGAUAUGCCUUUUGGGAAGAGAAUGGGCUCCAGGAAGAAGAACUGGGAUCUAUACCCCUCCUGUCUCAGAGAAAUGGCUCGUGUGAGCAGACCAGGCUCGGGAAAAGCUGUCAUCUUGACCCAGGACAAGAAAUGCUUUUCCAAGGCUAUUUCCAGGAUGGGAGGACUGUGGAAGAAGUUGCACACUGUUUGGGUCAACGUCGGGGGUUUACAUGCUGGCGUCUACCUCCUCAAGCGCACCGCAGCCGUGUUUGGCCAAACUCCGGAGGAUGUUUAUGAAUCACGUGGGUUGGUUGAUAAACAACGACAUGAGAAGGAUGACAAGGAGCUCUUGUAAUUUACUUCCGUCAGUCUGUAUGUUGAAGCCACGCUGGUUCUAGUUUAUUUAUAUUUUUUUAAGUUUCAUUUUACGGUCAACCACACCAAACAUUUUUAGUAUGUGAUUCAGUAAAAAAAACAGACAUGUUCAAGUUUGACUUGCCUGGUUCAAUCGUCAUAUCGCAUGUCAUCACACCCAUCAUUCCCCGUAUCUGCUGUAGAGAAGGUGCAUAUGGCCUGUUUGAUUAAUAAAGGUCUCAGUCUCAACAUCA